AUUUUAUAUCAAAUGUUUGUCAAACUUUGCUGCUUGAUUUUUUUUACUUGAAGAAACUCUUACUUACUCAUCACCACAUAUCACCGGUCCGCAACUGUUAAACUACCACGUCAAGAAAACCGAAAUGUCCGGCCGAAAUGUCGGGCUCACUGCCACCUCGCCCAACUCUUCCACUGACAACAGCGUCUCCUCCGGCAGCCACCACAAUUGCGACAGCAGCUGCAACGCCGCCGCCGCCGCCCUCGCCUCCUUUUCCCUCACAGAAGAGGCCAGCAAGCUCUGCAUCACCAUCGAUCUAGUCGCUGCCGCGCGCCGCCAUCUCUCCUUCCUCCGUUCCGUCGCCGGCUCUCCUAUCCUCCAACACCCCUCCGCCAUCCUCUAUUCCAUCCGCCGGUACGAGGAGAUAUGGAUGCCGAUGAUGGCGGAUCUAUCGAGCGAAUUGUCUUCGGUUCCGAUGCUUCUCCCGCCGCUGGACGUUGAAUGGGUCUGGCUUUGCCACUGCCUGGAUUCGGAGCAUUACCGCGAAUACUGUGUCUCCAAAUUUGGGGCGGUUAUAGACCGGCCGGCUAUCCUUGACAAGGAGAACGAGGAAUACGCUGCCGAUCGCUGCCGCGAUAUCUGGAACGACCGCCAUCCAUCAGAGCCCUUUGAUUUCGACUUCGAAGAGGAUAAUUCAUCCGUUGUAAUCACCUCAGAUGCCUGCUCUAGUAGUGGAAUCUUCGCGUCCGUGGCUAAGCACAGUGAGUUGUGUUCCUUCUUCUCCGAUCCAUUCGUUCCAGAGAUAGUCUACCUUGUCUCUGCUCGGCGGAGGUACAUAAAUUUUCUGCUCCUGAUGAAGAAAUCGGCAGUAAGGAACUUCAGGAUGGUGCCAGCCGCAGAUAUUCGCCUUAUGUGGCACACCCACCAGAGUUUCCCUGGAAGAUAUGUUACAGACAUGGAGGGGAUGGGGGAUUUGGGGAGGAGGGUGGUGGGGUUCAAAGACCAGGUGACCACGGAGGAGGCGGAGAGGACAAUCAGGGCGUGGGAGGUGGAGUUCGACGAGCCAUACGAGCGAGCUGGGGUAGCUAUGGAUCCUCCGUCGUCACCAGGGAGGUUGUUCUUCAACUGGGAUGCAUUGAACAGCGACGUGAACCGCCAUUACAAAGGCCUUCAACCGAGGUUCCUUAUGGAGGUGACUGUAUUUCUCAAAGGCAAAUGGGAAGAAAAGGAGUGCCAUAAGACAUUUUUGAGAAUGAGAACGGUCAGAUCUCACAAGGAGUUAAAACUGGACAAGUCCAUCUCCGAGUCAUCAUCUUCAGAACAAUGGAGGAAGACAUGGCACCUUUAUUGUGAGUUCAGCGCAAGAGGCAUUGUGAUUGAAGUUCGCAAACGUGGAAACGGUUUCCUGAGAAAUAGUAAAUUGAUUAAAAAGAUAUACUUUUACUGGAAUGAUUUGCUACGUUCGACGACGCUGACAUUAAUCCGAGAACUUGAGUUUGAACUUAGAGCUUUGUCAUCUGUAACUCCCCCAGUCCAGGCUCCAUACUUACUGAAAACUGUUCCAGAUUGUGUGACUGAUGACUCUGGUGCUAUGAUCUCAGAUGUUAUACUAAAAAUGAAACGUUAUAGGCCUCAAGAAGGUCGCUGGUUAUCUCGUACGGUUCUCGAUCAUGCCGGAAGGGAGUGCUUUGUUAUCCGUACACGAGUAGGUAGGGGGUUUUGGAGGAGAGGAGCUGACAAUCCAGUAGCAGUUAAAUGGGAUGAGAGAAUUAUAGAAGUACGUGAAGGCCAGUGGUCUUAUGUUGCUAGUUCAGUUGGUUAUGCUCCUGAGAAGGUAGUUGGUGUUGCAACUCCUGCAAGAGAAGAUUCAAAUGAUAGAAAGAUUGUUUGGUCUUUGUCGACUGGAGAUGUCUUAACGAUAUGUUGGGAGCAUGGAUUGAGCUUUCAGCUUCAGAAUGAGAGCUCGGAUCAAUCAGUUGUUCUGCAAGAAGGAAGGAAAUUGCAAUACCAAGUUAGCGAAAACAAUCCGGAAGAGGAGGAGCAGUACAUCACCAUAGUAAGAUCCAACCCAGAUAACCCAGAUGGCAAAGCCACUGCUCUUCUAAACUGGAAACUCCAAGCAAUAGAAUUCUUGCCAGAUGAAGAUGCAGUUUUUGUUCUCCUCCUCAACAUGGCCAUCCUCCGAACCAUUUCUCAGAUCAGAAGAGAAGACAUUGGUGGUUUGCUUGUUCGGCGCCGAGUUCGAGAGAUUAGUCCUGGAGUAAGAGAUUGGGGAUCUGUUAGUCUUCCAGCCAACUCUUCCAAUGAUCAUCUUCUUCUUCCCCAUUUCAAACCCUGGUACUGGAACAAUGCCAGUGAGGUUUUGGCAUCAGCAGAAGCUAAUGAUUGGCGAGGCCAAAAUCACAGAUAUUCUCCUGCAGUUGGUAAGGAUGAGUUGUACAGAUCAAGUAUAAUUUCUUGAAGAGGGAAGAUAAAUGAACUGAACUAUAGGCGAUUUGUGUCUUGUUUAUGCAUUUGUAUACCUGGAGUUGAGAUGACACAGCUCGUCUUAGUCUAUUGGUUGGGAGUUUAUGCUACCAACUAAGAGGCUUUGAAUUCGAGUCUUGUGUAUAUGAUGUGUGUGUGAGUCUGUCUUAAUUGGCCUAAAUGCAUGAUGCCAAUUUUGUAAUUAUUGGAUUUAUUUUGAGAUAGCAUAUUACUGAGAUAAAUUUUGUAUUAUAUUUUUCUCAAAAGAAAUUCAAUGAUGCAUCGUGAUUAUAUUUGAACUUUUUUUUUUUUGCUUGUUUCCACACAACUUAACAUCCAUGGAAAUAAAUAGAGGAUUUUGGUCGCU
Molecule: messenger RNA, 2812 nt
Organism: Dendrobium catenatum
Lineage: Eukaryota; Viridiplantae; Streptophyta; Magnoliopsida; Asparagales; Orchidaceae
Exons: 8
Coding region: 125-2440 (771 amino acids)
Source: RefSeq, a predicted model, not a curated record